Messenger RNA from Coccidioides posadasii C735 delta SOWgp, 3822 nucleotides. RefSeq lists its product as uncharacterized. Gene Ontology annotation, biological process: regulation of transcription by RNA polymerase II. Gene Ontology annotation, molecular function: RNA polymerase II cis-regulatory region sequence-specific DNA binding; DNA-binding transcription factor activity, RNA polymerase II-specific. The record is from RefSeq and is a predicted model, not a curated record. NCBI's taxonomy places the organism in Eukaryota, Fungi, Ascomycota, Eurotiomycetes, Onygenales, Onygenaceae. Gene Ontology annotation, cellular component: chromatin.
GUACUCCGCCCUGAUCCUGCCGGCGUCUCUGAAAAAAGAAAGCUCAUCGCGUCAUUCGCUGUGGAGUUUGGGUACGGUACCACGGAGCGCCACUCUCCUUUCUCUUAUCAUCUCUGCUCCUCUCCCUCUCCCUCUCCCACUCUCUCUCUCGCCUCUGCCUCAAUUGUGCCAAUCCCCGCCUUCGCUCUCUCUCGUCUCCUCCACAUCUGUUCCUUCCGGGGUGGAUCUCGUCGUCAGUCUAACACCAGUGCUCCGGCUCUUAUCUCUAGCAGGUCCAAGCAACGCCCUAGCAACCCGGUAGCAAAGUCAAGCAACCAACCAACCUUGCCUUGCUCGACUCCACGAAACUGCUUCUCGCCUUGUCGUGUCUCAUUCGCUAAGGCACACCGGGAUUCCCCAGUCGCAAACCUUACUUUCGUCGUUUCAGGUCCAUCAACCCCGCCCCGACGGUUGAUUCCUGUCGCUACAGACACUAAGUGGGACUUGCAGAGCUUGGGCGAUCAAUGGUUUGGACGUUCCAACUGAGCAACGGUUCGAUACUUUUCAUUCUUUCCUCUCUCGCCUGUCAUGGAUCCCAAUCUUCGACCUCAAGUCUCGAGACCUCCCUCCGCUAGCAUCCCCCCUCAAGGUCCGCCGCCCCCUCCGCCAUUGUCGAAUCUCCACCAAUAUCAGAUGCAUUCGCCGUACGCGAUGGCGCAACCGCAUACGUUGCCGCCAUUGCAACACCAUCAGAAUCCGUCGCCAAUUCAGCAUACGUAUCUCCAGCCUUUCCGGAAUGACAUGCCUAGAUACCCGACAACCUCCGGCACCGAUGUUUAUGCGGUAUCGUCGGCGCCGUUGACUACGCAUGCGCCCGUCAACAGUUUGCCACCGUCAACUUUUCUUGGCCACCAACAUCCACAGCAAUUCCAGCCACAUCAUAUGCUCCCACCCACGACAGCCACCCAAGCAUACCCGCAACCAAUCGCGCCAGCGCCACCGCGUGACAGAAGAUCAGAGUAUGGCGCUGUGCCGUUGGCCCCGUUUACAAACGGGGAGAACAAGCAACCCGUAUGGGCUGGCGCAGAAGGACUGCCACCCACCUCUGGCCCCUACAUGCCAAAAGAUCCUCCGAGGACACAAGUGGUAGGAACCCAGGGCCGGAGAGGUAUUCUUCCGAGUGUACCGGGUCGCGCUGCGGUUACAAACGGUGUGAAUGGCACCAAGGGAACAACCAUCCCUGCCAAGGAUGCAGACGGGAAGUUUCCCUGUCCGCACUGCAAUAAGACUUACUUGCAUGCGAAGCACCUUAAGCGGCAUCUCUUACGCCACACCGGUGAUCGCCCUUAUAUGUGCGUGCUUUGCAAGGAUACGUUUUCUCGCAGCGAUAUUUUAAAACGCCACUUCCAGAAAUGCUCCCUGCGACGAGGGAACCCAACCGGAGUUAGCCAUUUGUCGCAUCCACAUGCGCACCUGAAAAGAGCUCAAGCAGCGGGCGUUGUUCCAAAGCUCGUCCAGGGUGAUUUGAACCACGUCGGUCUUCCACCGAUCGACUCUACAAAACCGCCUACUACUGCUGCUGCUACUACUCUGCCUGACAACAGCAAACGACAUGUUGUUCCAGCGGCACAUAACGCUAAUGGUAAUAAUAAUCACGGCAACAAUACCGGCGACAUCGAUUGGUCGACCAUGCUGCAGCCGGGUGCGCACGAGAACUAUAUGAACCCCGUAUUCCCCUCCACGAUGGCUCCCGUGAGCGAUGCUAUGCGAGCACAGAUGGAUAACGAUCGAAAGUUUUACCCUACGGCGACGAGCGGACAUCAGGAAAAUAGUGGCCUGAAUGGGCUCUAUUUGGCUUCUACGACUCUAAGCGGCGAUGGAACCGUUCAAGCGGCGCGGCAAUGAAUAGCAGCUCGAGGAAUCUCUGACGGCCGGUUUAUAUGAAUUUUUUUUUAAUAUAAAACAAAAAAUUCGAACGUUUUGUGCGGAUUUAUCAGGAGCCAUAUGUUUCUCGCUUGUGGCCUGUUAGAUGCGUGUGUGCGAUUCUCAAAAGUUUUCGGUUAUGCGUGUUGUAUUGGAGUUUUGCCUACCGUUCUGGGUGAGCGUUCUCGGAUCCGCUCGUCGGAAGGUCUUUUCUUCGAUACAGUAAUGCCUACUGAAGAAAGAAUCGUGGGGGAAUUCAGGAAAAUGUUUCGAGUCAAUUGGCCCAAGGGCCUCGACAGUUCUACGGUGUGCGAUCCUGAUCCGUUCGAUACUUAGCGGCGCGAAAGCCAAAAUCAGAGCAAGCCCCUUUCUCGGCAGCACCGUGGCGGUUUUAUCACAAUUCCAGCCGCGGCCUAACGGCGACUGGGCCCCAUCCUAUCACGCUACGAAAUAUGCUCCAAUUGAUUUGGUGAUCUGUACCCAAGUUCUGUCUGAAAUGUUUUCCUUGUCGUUUCUAUUUCACCGCCCGCAUCUUCAAAUCCUUGUUGCAAAACGGCUUAAAAUCUUUCCCACUUUUUAUCCCGGUCGAACGUGCGCAGGGCGCGAGUCGACUGCAUAUCUCCCAAAGGCAAAAUUCGGACACCAGCAUUUUUAUAGACUCGGGGCAUAUUUCAUGUGUUGGGUGCAUGUCGUUCAAAACUUUUCUCAUCGUUUCUUUGUGGCUUUUCUCUCGUAUACAUACAUUUAUCUACCGGGAGGGUGGUUUUUGUUUUUUUUCUAUCUACUGGGUUUCUCAGGCACUCGUUCUUCGCCUUUGCAAUAGAGUUUUGUUUCGCUGAUUUUAUUUUAUAUUUCUGUUUUUUUUGUUUCGUCCCCUUGCGAAUGGCAAAAGAAAAGCUGUUUCCACAGUCUUAUUUUCUGCUCUCGCUUCUCGUUUUUCAUUGCUGAGGGACUAUUAAGUGUCUUUUUAUAUUCCGGUCCUCAGAUACCAUUUUAUGGCAGAUUACCAAGUUUUUAUGUCUUGUCACGGCCGUCUUAAAAAACCAGCAUAUGAUAUUUUUUUAUAAGUAUUAUUACUAUUUUUAUCCUGUGUCCCUUUUUUUUUUUUUGUAGUUUCUUUUUUUAAUUUUAUUUUAUUUUAUUUUAUUUUUUGCUUCUAGCAUAUUUUAACCUCUGGGUUUGUCUCUGUUUCUCUUUUUACCAUAUAUUGGUGGCAAGGCCUUGCGGAAUAUCCUAGAAUUUUUGCAUGCUCCUUCCCUCUUAUACUCUCCCCUUCGUCUCCUACACACGUUGAGAUGUGAAGUUACAUGCGCGUAUGUGUGAGAGAUGUUGGAUGAGAGAGAGAAGGAAAAGACAGAAGCAAGAAAAGAAGAAAAGAAAUUGAAAGGAAAUGUAUCCAUCUUUUACUUUCCUGUGUUAAACCAAACCUCCCAUUCUCCCCUCCAAUUUUUUUUUGUUGGAAAAUACGAAAGCAGUUUCUUUUUAGCUCCCAUUGCUGGGCAUUUCCUGCAUCCUGAAUUUCUGGAUACGCCGGCCGUCUCUGCUCAAGGAGUUCGGGGCGGGGGGUUUGGUUUUGAAGGAAGCAGACAGGCGUGGAUGGGGGUGCUGCGGGGACAAAGAUGAGAGGGAGGGAGGAAGGGGUUGUUUUAUGUUGUGUUUUGAUGUAUAUGAUUCUUGAUUGUCCCUUUGCUCCUUUUUUUUUUUUUUUUGUAAUGCCACUUCACUCGAGGGCGGGAUAAACAAUUGCUGCUUGCUUGCUUGAUUCUAUUCUAUGCUUUAUUAUAGCUUGUCUGCGUUGGGCGUGAAAUCUUUGGUGAAACCUUUUUUUUUUUCUUUUUUUUUCGUAUGAGUACCCCCUUAUCAAAAGACAAAUUUCUUACUACUGUUUUAACAACUAUAUAUAUAUAUAUAUAUAUUUUC